This is a messenger RNA of Dermatophagoides farinae (American house dust mite), 2204 nucleotides long. The record is from RefSeq and is a predicted model, not a curated record. NCBI's taxonomy places the organism in Eukaryota, Metazoa, Arthropoda, Arachnida, Sarcoptiformes, Pyroglyphidae.
GCACAUAUACAUACAUUUUUUUCCAUUCAUUCAAUAAUGAUUGGAUUUGUAUAUAUGAAUAUAUUGAAAAUAACCAUCAAAUGUAGUCGUAUUUAUGUCUAUUCUGUUGUUUACUAAUUUAUUGUUCAUUUAUUCAUUUGUUGAUGAUUGAUCACAGUCACCAUAAUAAUCAUCAUUGACGUUGGCGAUAAAAUACAAUCACUUUCUGUUUUUUGUUGUUGCCGUUGGUUGUACCCAGAGACUCUGUGUCCAGUUUUUUCAUCAUUCAUUUCAUAUAUGAAUCAUAUAAUUGAUUUUGAUUUAAUCAUUAUUUUUAAGUGUUAAAGUUAUAAAAAAAAAUUCUACAAUCAUACUAAAUUUGCUUGUAAAUCACAAAAGAAUAAAUAAAAUGGGCAACAAAUCUUCGUUAAUGUUACAAGAUGAAGAGAUCAAUGCAAUCCAAAAUGAAACUGGCUUUAGUGCAUCACAAAUUGAACGAUUGUAUAGCCGUUUUACUAGCUUGGAUAAAGGUGAUAAUGGUACAUUAGGACGAGAAGAUUUUCUUCGUAUACCAGAAUUGGCUAUCAAUCCACUUGGUGAUCGUAUUGUACAGGCAUUUUUUUCUGAAACCGAUUCCUUUGAUGAUCGCAUUAAUUUUAGACAAUUCAUGCGUAUAUUGGCACGAUUCCGUCCAAUCAAGAAAAAUCGUGAAAUAAAACUAAAUUCGCGUGAAGAUAAACUUCGAUUUGCAUUCAAAAUGUAUGAUUUAGAUGGUGAUGAGAAAAUUUCUCGUGAUGAAUUGCUUGCAGUUUUGCAUAUGAUGGUCGGAUCCAACAUAUCGACUGAACAAUUGGCCAACAUUGCCGAUCGUACUAUAAUGGAAGCUGAUAAAGAUGGUGAUCAAUGUAUAACAUUUUCAGAAUUCUGUAAAACAUUAGAACGAACAGAUGUUGAAGAUUUGUGAUUUUGCAAUAAAUUUCAUUCAAUUAUGGAAAAAAUUAGACUUCCAAACGAUGAAUUUUUCGAAAUUGAUUUGACCAACAAUGAGAAUGUAACAGCAGAAGAUUUAAUCAAAAGAAUUUGCGAAAAUCAUUAUAAAAUUCAUAUUGACGAUGACGAUCACAAAGAUUAUAAUGUUCUAGCGAUUUGGAUCACCAAUAUUGAAACAGCUCCCAAUCAAUCAAAACUCCAGUUACCAUUGAAUCGAAAACAUCGUUUGAUUGAAAUGAAAGAAAAAUUUAAAGAACUUUUGAAAACUGAUGAAAUAAAAUCAUCAUUAGUGGAAUUCAGACUUGGACGUAAUGGAUAUUUGUCAAUCAAAGAUGAAGAAAAAAUUAACAACGCUAAAGUCCUUCAAAUUUUAUACUUAGAAGCUCGAGAUAAUGUUAAAAAAAAUAUUUACCCAUUGGAUAUCACUCGACGAGUUGAACUAUGUGAAAUCGAAUUAAGAGCAGAAUAUUAUCAUCAAAAAUCUGUUGAAUCAGUCCAUUCAAUUACAUCUAAUUUUGAAAAUGAUUUCUACAAGACUUUGAAGAUUCAGGCAAAAAACUUAUCUUAUCAAAAUUCAUUGCGUAAGACACAGAAUUAUUGGAAAAUGACUAAGAAUGCAAAGAAAGCAUGUAUGACUUUGGAAAAAUGUAUUGAAAAAAGUGAUGUAGUCGACAGUAUAAGCCGCGAUGCAGAAUGGUAUAUUGAAUAUUUACGAAAAUGUCGAGAAUCGAUUCCUUGUUAUGGCGGAUUUUUUUUCGAAGCACAAAUGGAACGAUCUAUUCUUGAAGCGCUUAUUCAUGCAAAUUUCUAUGAUAAGAAAAUUCUUAUUGGAAUAAAUGAAAAAGGUCUUCAUUUGAUUAACAUUGAAUGUCCGAAAAUCAUCUCAUCCAUACAAUUUUCGGAUCUUUCAUAUGGAAUAUUGAAACCCAAAAAGGAUCAUCAUCAAGGCCUAAUCAUCAAAACAAAAGAUGAUAAAGUACAGCAAAUUUUCACCCGUCAAGCAUCGUUCAUUGAAAAAACAUUAACACAGUUCAUUGAGGGGGCGGCAAAUUGAUUUUCCUCAAUUGGUUAUGAAAUUAUUGUCAUCUUUGAUAUUAAUGUCAAAUCGUUUUCCUUCGUUAGAACGAAUAUUAUUAUUAUCGUUUUUAUUUUUCAAAUUUUACAAUUGUUUACUGUUUUAUAUAUGAAAAUAAAAUCUUUUCAUAUUCCAUUUAAUUGAAUGGAAUACUAACAUA